UUAGAGCUUCUCCUAUAGGGUUCACUAAUGGCGCAGGGGGAGAAGAAGAGGAGGGGGUGGGAGGGGGUGACCUACAGAGCGUAUCUCCGGCGACCGAGUUGCUUCAAGGUCGUCGACGGCUCGCCGGUCUCCGGCGGAGGCGGCGGAGGAGGAGGAGGCGAGGGGGAGAGGAGGAUUCCGACGCCGCCGCAUCUGGUGGUGAUGGUGAAUGGGAUCGUCGGAAGCGCUGCGGAUUGGAAAUUUGCUGCGAAAAAGUUUGUGAAGAAGUACCCCGAAGAUGUUAUUGUACAUUGCAGUGAAUGUAAUUCUGCAACCCUGACUCUUGAUGGUGUUGAUAUGAUGGGAGAAAGAUUAGCAGAGGAGGUAAUAUCUGUUGUCUCAAAAAGGCCUUGGCUUCAAAAAAUUUCCUUUGUCGCACAUUCACUAGGUGGCUUGAUUGCAAGAUAUACCAUUGCAUUACUUUAUGAGAAAGGCAUCUCGAAGGAAUCUUCUGAGGAUAAUGGGGAACUUAAUACUAAUAUAUCCCAAACUCAAUCUGUGAAUCAAAACUUGAAAGGCAACAUUGCUGGAUUGGAGCCCAUGAACUUCAUCACUUUUGCGACACCACACCUUGGUACGAGGUCUCACAAGCAGAUACCGCUACUUGGUGGCAUCAAUACAUUGGAAAAGAUGGCAUUCCGGCUAUCUUGGAUUGCUCGGAAGAGCGGGAAGCAUCUCUUUCUCAAGGACGGAAAAGAUGGCAAGCCGCCUCUCCUUCUUCAAAUGGUCACUGAUUUUGGAGAUCUUCGUUUCAUGUCCGCGUUGCAAUCCUUCAAGCGCCAUGUUGCUUACUCAAAUGUGUGUGGUGAUUUCGUUGUUGGCCGGAAAACAUCUUCGAUACGUCGGCAAAACGAGCUUCCGAAGCGCCAAAAUUUUAUAAAGGAUGGCAAAUAUCCGCACAUCGUCUACGUGGAGAAGCCGAAACCUGCUACUAACCAGCCAGAUGAUUUUUCAGACGCAAUGAUUUAUCAGGCAAGAACUACAGCGGAAAUGGAAGAGGCUAUGAUCAGAGGUCUGAACCGAGUUCCGUGGGAAAGAGUCGAUGUCAGCUUCAAGAAAAGCAAGCAAAGAAUUUUCGCUCACAGCACUAUUCAGGUAAAGACGUACUUUUUGCAUUCCGAUGGCGCGGAUGUGAUCUUUCACAUGAUCGACCAUUUUCUCUUGUGAGAACUAAGGAAGCGCGCAAAUAUUACCUGACUUGAGGUGUUCAUCACAUGUUUCGAGCUUCGGAAUUUAACCGUUGGACACGAGGAGAGAGUUUUUCGCGAAGCUACCUCAGUGGUUACUCCAUCCGACGACUUCGUAGCAGCGUGCGGUAAAUAUCCUACUUAAGAUUUUUUCGUAAAUUGAUGAUUAUAAAUGUAUGUGUUAGGUUAAUAUGAGCAUAUUUUUUAUUUUUGGUAAUGUGGAGAGUGAGAGCAUAGCAGGUCUCUGCAGUGUUGUUAAGUGCUCAUUCUCCAAUCAAAUUAUGUAUAUUGCUACGAAAUAUUAUCUCUUGAAUAAGCCAAGAGUUAUAUUUAUAAUUAGGAUUAUUACUUAGGCUAAAA
This is a messenger RNA of Ananas comosus (pineapple), 1586 nucleotides long. RefSeq names its product putative lipase ROG1. The transcript has 10 exons. Lineage: Eukaryota; Viridiplantae; Streptophyta; Magnoliopsida; Poales; Bromeliaceae. The coding region runs from base 28 to 1206 and encodes 392 amino acids. The record is from RefSeq and is a predicted model, not a curated record.